This is a messenger RNA of Coniophora puteana RWD-64-598 SS2, 687 nucleotides long. RefSeq lists its product as uncharacterized. Lineage: Eukaryota; Fungi; Basidiomycota; Agaricomycetes; Boletales; Coniophoraceae. The coding region runs from base 34 to 687 and encodes 217 amino acids. The transcript has 2 exons. The record is from RefSeq and is a predicted model, not a curated record.
AAAAAAGAGGUACGCGACAGAAAAAGAGAGGUUAUGCCGAAGCCUGAGGGAGGAAGAUGGAGUGACGCACGAUAUGACAAAGGGCUUCAGUACCAGCUCAUGUCGGAUGACGAGGAUUCCGUGGACGAAGAAGGGAAGUGGAAGGGGUAUUAUCGAUCACGACGACCGAAGUUUCGGAGUGAUGAGCAUCACGAGUUUUUGAUGGCGGUUGAUGCGGUCGAAGACCCUGAGCCAAGCAUCAGAUAUGUCAAGCGCCUUCGUGGGGAGGAGACUGAGGUACCUAUACCUUAUAUUAUUGAUCCCAGCGUCCGGGCCCGCAGGUGGCAGAUCAAAGUCGAUUGGCUGGAGGAGGAGGAUAACAAGAAGUGGGACCGACCUAAUAGAAUCACGGAGAACGGGAAGGAGUGGGGCAAUGACGAGGAUCCAGAGGAGUUGAUUGCGAAGAAGAGGAAGGUGAAGGAAGAGAAGGGCCAGAAAAAGCGCGCCAGGGUGAGUGCAACACCCAAAGAGGGGAAAGGGAAGGCGAAGGCGAGUGUGAAACUCGUGAAGGCAACGACAGCAAAACCGAAGGCAGCAAAACCGAAGAUGGCGAGGGCGAAAGGGAAGGAAAAAGAGGGUGUAGACGAGGGCGCUAUCGCAGGGCCGUCGAAACCGCGUGCGCAGGUGGUCCAAUUGAAUGAUGAGUGA